Messenger RNA from Alternaria postmessia, 933 nucleotides. RefSeq lists its product as uncharacterized. NCBI's taxonomy places the organism in Eukaryota, Fungi, Ascomycota, Dothideomycetes, Pleosporales, Pleosporaceae. The transcript has 2 exons. The record is from RefSeq and is a predicted model, not a curated record. The coding region runs from base 1 to 933 and encodes 310 amino acids.
AUGGCGCCGUUACGCAUCGGAUUCGUACCGGAACACUUCUCCACCCCACUCGAGUUCGCGAAGAAACACUAUGGCCUCGAUGCGAAGCUCAUCCCUUACCCCAGCGGUACAGGCCACAUGGUCACCGCUCUGCAGUCCAACGAGAUCGACAUUGGUGUUGGUCUUACCGAAGGCUGGAUAGCGGCACUGGGAAAAGCACAGGCAGCUAAGGAGGACGCUGGCUUCAGCAUAGUGGGUACCUAUGUUGAGACUCCACUGUGCUGGGCCAUAUCGACAGGUGCCCGUAGAAACGAGCUCAACGGGAUCCAGGACCUGAAGGGCAAGAAGGUCGGCGUGUCAAGAAUUGGAAGUGGAAGCUACGUCAUGAGCUUCGUGCUGGCUGACCAGCAAGGGUGGCUGGACACGACGUCGGACAGCCCGCCGUUCCCAGUCGAGCCAUUGAACACGUUCGCAAACCUCCGCGAUGGAGUCAAUGACGGCACAGCAGACUUCUUCAUGUGGGAGCACUUUACAUCGAAGCGCUACUACGAUAACGGCGAGAUCAAGCGCAUUGGUGAGAUCUACACGCCGUGGUCUUCCUGGAAGAUCGUCGCUGCAAACCAUCUAUUGAACCCAAAGAACUGGAGUUCGUCGCCCAACGCAAGCAAACCAGUGCUUACUGGGGAGCUCGACGACGUCAUGGACAAGGUCAACAAGGGCGUUAGACACUUUGAAGAGAAUCAGGAAGAGGCUGUGCAGUACAUCAGCACCAAGCUCGAUUACUCAGAAGAGGACGCGAGAGAAUGGCUGAAGACUGUUCGCUUUGCCAAAGAUGUCAAGGGCGUAGACAAGGAGGUGGUCAACAAGACCGUUGGUAUAUUGCAGAAGGCUGGCGUGUUGGGCGGACAGGUUGACCAGAAGACCAUGAUCGGACUCGAGCGACGUCUGGCAUGA